This is a messenger RNA of Myiozetetes cayanensis, 378 nucleotides long. Its product is annotated as keratin-associated protein 6-5-like. The transcript has a single exon. The record is from RefSeq and is a predicted model, not a curated record. Bases 16 to 378 code for a protein of 120 amino acids. NCBI's taxonomy places the organism in Eukaryota, Metazoa, Chordata, Aves, Passeriformes, Tyrannidae.
CUCCGGCGCAGCAAGAUGACCUUCCUCCAGUGUGAUGACGACUGCUACUCCCCCUGCAGCUACGGGGGCCUCUACGGCUACCGGGGCUACGACGGUGGCAGCUCCUGUGGCUACCGGGGCUACUACGGGGGCCUCUACGGCUACCGCGGCCUCUACGGCUUCGGCGACCGCUACGGCUGCGGGAACCUCUACGGUUACCGGGGUAUUUACGGCUCCGGGGACUGCUACGGCUCUGGGGGUCUCUACGGUGGCUAUAGGGGCUUCUACGGCUCCGGGGACUGCUGUGGAUACCCAGGUUUUUACUCGGGCCGCUACGGUUACCCCUACGGCUCCCGCUACGGCCAAAGGUUCGGCUACGGGGGCUGCUACAGCUGCUAA